AUGGGGGAUCGACUCACGCAGCUGCAAGAUGCAGUUGAUCAGUUCGCUCAGCAGCUCGUUGCCUCUCUGCAUUUCGUCCAUAUGCGGCACGACCUCGAGCCAUUAGGUCCCAAGGACAAGAUCCGCGAGCCUAAGGAGCAGGUACCAAAAGAAGUGGACGCACUCCCCCCCCAAGAUUUUCGAGCCGGCCUGGUCGAGCUGGCGCGAGACCUGAUCGUGAAAGAACAACAGAUCGAGGUGCUCAUCUCCACGUUGCCCGGUCUCGACAACAGUGAGCAAGAUCAGGAGCGACACAUCAAAGACCUUGAAGAGGAUUUGAAAACGGCCGAGGCACAACGGGUGGAAGCUCUGAAAGAGAGGGAUCACAUUUUAAAACAGCUGGACUCUACUAUCCGUAUCAUACGGCGGCCAUGA
This is a messenger RNA of Trichoderma aggressivum f. europaeum, 414 nucleotides long. RefSeq lists its product as uncharacterized. Gene Ontology annotation, biological process: regulation of transcription by RNA polymerase II. Gene Ontology annotation, cellular component: mediator complex. The coding region runs from base 1 to 414 and encodes 137 amino acids. NCBI's taxonomy places the organism in Eukaryota, Fungi, Ascomycota, Sordariomycetes, Hypocreales, Hypocreaceae. The transcript has 3 exons. Gene Ontology annotation, molecular function: transcription coregulator activity. The record is from RefSeq and is a predicted model, not a curated record.